Molecule: messenger RNA, 1962 nt
Organism: Brienomyrus brachyistius
Lineage: Eukaryota; Metazoa; Chordata; Actinopteri; Osteoglossiformes; Mormyridae
Product: polymeric immunoglobulin receptor-like
Exons: 6
Coding region: 1218-1784 (188 amino acids)
Source: RefSeq, a predicted model, not a curated record
AGGACGACAUUUCUGCUUUUCAGAAUGAGUGUCUGUCUGAAAUUAUCUUCUACAUCAUGCUAAUGAUUUAGCUGCUCUAUGCUCAUCUGCAAGAGAAAAAUGAGGAUAUAGCAGUUCAGAAAAAAAACUAGACUUAUUUGCUUCAUUUGCUUGUAUUUUAAACUCUGUGAGCAGGAAUGAUUCACCAUGAAGACCAACAAUCAAUUAUUUUACUAUGAAAUUAUGUUUCUAAAAUUAUAAGAUUCCAAAUAUUUAUUCCUGGUAACAGCAGGACAAAGGCUUUGAUGCUCAAACUGUUUUCUUUUUUACAGACAACAAAUACACAGAAAAUGUAUCACUGCACAAACAAGCUCUCUCAAAGAUGAUAUCCUUUGAUAGAAUGUACAGGGGCUCACAGUUCUUCAUUUCAUGCUUUAACUUUUGAAGUUACCAAAAAUACCUGUGACUCACAUGUAUGACAGGAAACCAAGCAAGAUAAAGAAUUUUAAAAAAUCCGCUUUGGCUGCACCUGCAGUUCAUUUAAGAACAAUGAGACAUCGACAGUAAACAGUGACGGAUUUUGAUGCCUUACUGUCAGAAGCCCGUCUUCUGUUGGUCUUGCUGUGGUUCAUCAAUGUCCCUCUGUGUCUUUGAUGUAUGCUGGAAUUAGAUAUCUGACUCAUACAUCUGCCAUCCCAGCACUGCUGAGUGCUGGUUUUGAAUGUGGCCAUAACUGUGUCUGUGUGCAGUUUGCAGGCUUCCUCUGUUCACAUGGCAUUUCUCCACCUUCCAGUGCCCUGCAAUGGACUGACGUGCUGUUGAAGAAACGACAGAGACAGUGAAGGUACAGAGGAUGAGGAAGUGAGUGUCAGUCUCCACAGAUCUGGGCUCAGUGACACACACACGUAUGGAUCCUCUGAUGCUCCUGUUUCUUCUCAUUGCUGGGCUCACAGGUGCUGACAGUGUGUCCACAGUUGGAUGGGUGACUGUACAGAGAGGAGGAUCUGUCACCAUCCCAUGUUUCUAUGAUGACAGAUAUAAGGCACAUGUGAAAUCCUGGUGUAAAGGGAGUUAUUGGAAGUCAUGUACUCCCAUAGUACACACUGACUCUCGACAGGAGGGUAACGUGUCAAUCAGAGAUGAUCCUGACCAGCGAGUCUUCACUGUGACCAUGAACAAUCUGACAGCUGGGGACUCUGGUUGGUACUCAUGCUUUGUAAAUAUUAGUGGAGCUUCAGAUGUUGGAGAUCGGGUUUACCUGUCAGUCACUGAAGGAGGGUAAAGUGUCAGUCAGAGAUGAUCCUGACCAGCGAGUCUUCACUGUGACCAUCAACAAUCUCACAGCUGAGGACUCCGAUCGGUACUGGUGUGGUGUGAAGCAUAGUGGAGCCUCAGAUGUUGGAGAUCGGGUUAACCUGUCAGUCAUUGAUGGUCCUCCAGGGCUGUCUGUGGACAAACAGGAGGUGACGGGUGUGGAUGGAGACAGUGUCAGUGUUCAGUGUUACUAUGGAAACAACAGAAGACAUAGGAUGUGGUGUAAGAUUGGGGGCUCCUGUGCAUCAGAGAGAUCAGUGAGUUUGGAUGGGAGGCCUGUCCUGAUCAGGGAUGACACAGUAAAUAAAGUCCUCAGUGUGACAAUGAGUGGGCUGGAGAGGAAGGACACUGGCUGGUAUUGGUGUGCUGCUGGAAUCCUGCAGAUCCCAGUUCAUAUUACUGUUAAACGUCCCGGUUCCCGUGUCCCGUCUGUCGCCUCCUCCCUGGCACGCCCGGUGAAGCGCGCCUUUGGAGGGGGGGUUCUGUCAUGACCUGCUCGUCGGCUCCUCAUGUGUGCCACGCCCCCUGCUUACCCACGUGUUCUUUCCCGAUUGUACCCAGCUGCCUGCCUGCACCACCCCGAUCGUGACAGAUACUUUACCCAACACCCGAGGCCUGCAGCGGGGCGUCCGGGCCUAUGCCAGAGCCCCAGACUUGUGGUGCUAGAGA